Molecule: messenger RNA, 426 nt
Organism: Rodentolepis nana
Lineage: Eukaryota; Metazoa; Platyhelminthes; Cestoda; Cyclophyllidea; Hymenolepididae
Source: the annotation of a GenBank genome assembly
AUGUCUGACGUUGCCCUGAAGUCCAUAUCUGUCAUUAUUGGGGUGUUUUUUGUCCUCUUUGGAAUUCUGAAAGUUGUGCCUCUUUUUUCGCAGGAUUUGCUUCAUGAAUUAGUAAAUGUUCACAUUCGAAACAUGUUUGAGAGAAGUGCAAAGGUAUUUCCCCUUCAAUGUAUCACUGGAUGGCGACCAGACGCUGACACACUGCGUCAUUUCUACGGUGCCAUGGAGAUAGUCUGUGGUGUGGUGAUGAUGGUGGGCUGUGAGAAUGCAGCCGAUCUGGCCAACAUUGUCCUCACGAUUCUCCUUUUUUUCUCCCUCUAUGCCAGCUGGGCUCUGGGUGAGGGUCUGAAGGAGGCCUCUCAUGCAAUUGUCCUUGGUCUUGUUCUCGCUUGUCGCUUUGUUAUUCGACUACAGGUUAGUUUCUAA